CUCUCUCUAUAUAUCACUACCUGUUCACGUUUUUGAAAAGAACAAAGCUUCUGUCAACUUUAUCAGAUUAGUCCUUUAGCAAUAAAAGAUAAAAGUGUAAACGUAGCUCGCGGCAAUUACGUGAAAGUGUCACCUUCAGUCCACCUUGCCACACAAACAAAUCAUUUAAAAUAUUCACAAAGAUUUCUGUGUAUAUGAAACGAGUUAUAGUGAACGUGUGCGAAAUAUCAAAGAAUUUUACUGAAAGAAUUUUCUAAGUACGAAAUAUUGUGCCUGUAAUUGCCAUGAGUUCUAUAGAGGGAAACAAUGUUGGAGAUACAGAAACUGAAUUAUUUAAUGCAAGUAUAUUGGAGCGAUUAUCCUUGUCACAGAUUGAGGGUUUAUUAAUUAGGCCUUUAAAAUCUGAUGAUUAUGAUAGAGGUUUUUUACAGCUAUUGUCUCAGUUAACUGAAGUUGGAAAUGUUAGUAAAGAACAAUUUCUAAGCCGUUUUCAUAUGAUGAAAAGUACAGGUAGCUAUUAUAUCAUUGUGAUAGAGGAUAUAAGCAUUGGAAAAAUAAUAGCAACUGCAACAUUAGUUGUUGAACAGAAGUUUAUUCACAACUGUGCUCUCAGGGGACGUUUAGAAGACGUAGUGGUAAAUAAUAAAUAUCGGGGUAAGCAUUUAGGAAAACUAGUAAUAAAAGUUAUAUUGCAAUUAGCACGUUAUUUGCGGUGUUAUAAAUUAUCAUUGGACUGUAAAGAUCACCUUAUACCAUUUUAUGAAAGUUUAGAUUUUAAACGUGAACCAAGCAAUGCUAAUUAUCUCAAUAUGAGAUUCCCCAAUGAAAAUACUACAGAACAAUCUCAUUUAUGACAUUGA
This is a messenger RNA of Hylaeus volcanicus, 860 nucleotides long. It is a transcript of the gene Gnpnat, whose product is annotated as probable glucosamine 6-phosphate N-acetyltransferase. Gene Ontology annotation, molecular function: glucosamine 6-phosphate N-acetyltransferase activity; monosaccharide binding. The transcript has 5 exons. Bases 285 to 854 code for a protein of 189 amino acids. Gene Ontology annotation, biological process: UDP-N-acetylglucosamine biosynthetic process. Gene Ontology annotation, cellular component: endoplasmic reticulum-Golgi intermediate compartment; Golgi apparatus; endoplasmic reticulum. Lineage: Eukaryota; Metazoa; Arthropoda; Insecta; Hymenoptera; Colletidae. The record is from RefSeq and is a predicted model, not a curated record.